Molecule: messenger RNA, 707 nt
Organism: Coregonus sp. 'balchen'
Lineage: Eukaryota; Metazoa; Chordata; Actinopteri; Salmoniformes; Salmonidae
Source: the annotation of a GenBank genome assembly
AUGUGGACCAAAGAUGUGGGUAGCAGCUCGGGCAAGGUCUAUGUCUUCAACGGCACAGAUGAGGACACCAUCUAUGAGUUUGGCUCCGUCAGGGACUUCAUCGUCUCCUUGGGCACAUCCAUGGGCAAGACCAUGAAGCUGCCAUUCCCUUGGCGAGGCAGCGGCCACACCGUCUACAACAACCCCUCGUACUACGUGAAGGAGGGCAAGGAGCUGCGGCUGAUCAAGUACGACAUGCGGAACGGCUCUGUGGCGGACAGCGCCGUGUUCCCUGUCCAGGACCACGUCCCCAUCUAUGGCCUAACCCCAGAGACGGUCAUUGUCCUGGCGGCAGACAAGGAGGGCCUCUGGGCCAUCUACGCCACAAAGGAGACUGAGAGGCACAUCUCUCUGGCCAAAAUGGACGCCAACACGCUGGACAUCGAACAGAUGUGGGACACGUCGUGCCCGAGGGAGAACACCGAGGUUGCCUUCAUCAUCUGCGGCACGGUGUACGUGGUCUACAACACUGCGCUGAAAAGCGCUUGUGCGUUUUUGACGUCAGUGAUAUGGUGACCAACGACGAUGCACCGCUAGUGUACUUUCCCAAGCGCUACGGCGCUCACUCCAGCCUCAAGUACAACCUGCUGGAGCAGCCGAUCUACGCCUGGGACGAUGGCUACCAGAUCCUCUACAAGCUGGCCAUGAAGAAGAAACUGGAGGCAUGA